GUUAGACAAACAGACGAUAGACGUUAGACAGACGGACGAUAUACAUUAGACGAACAGACGAUAGACGAACAGACGAUAGACGAACAGACUAUAGACGAACAGACGAUAGACGAACAGACGAUAGACGUUAGACGGACGAUAUAGACGUUAGACAGAUAGACGUGAGCGAUACUGUAUCUUAGUAAAUAUCAAAAUUUUAGGCGUCUCGUUUGAUAUACUGUAAAACUGAGUGUAAAUGGAUUUUUAGUAGUGGAAUUUUCAAACGGAAAUUUAAACACAAUUCUUGACACAAUUUAAGGUAAGAAUUCUGAAUACAAAAAAUUCUUAAUUCACACCCUGUAUAAAUACCAAGAGAGGCAAAAUCCGCAAAACCUCAUUAGGUCUGGUGUCACUGUAUGCAGCUGACUGCUGGAUGAUGCGGUAAAAAGAAGGAGGGGAGAAGACUUUGUAGAGAAAGUUUGUGAAAAAGAUGGCAUGGAUGGUUAUAUAAGAAGAGAUGAAUGAGAGACAUUAUGGAGCUAAAUAUGAAGAGCAACAGAGGAGCAGGGGAAACCUAGGAAGAGAUAGAUAGACUGUGUAGAAGAUCUAAAUAUCAAGGGACUGACAGUGGAUAUAAAUAAGAUGUUCAAUAAGGAUGGAAGAUGGAAAACUUAGCCACACCGGAACAGCUGAAAGAAACUGGAAGAAACAUUUUUUGUAUUUGUCGGGCAAUAAAAUGUAUUUCAAGCAAAUGUUUGUCCCUUCCCCCCUGUAAUUUUUCCCUCCCGUACACCUAUGACAAGAAUAAUAAGAUCAAUAUUGUCGUGAACGUUUAUACAGUUACAUUUAUAGAUCAGUAGUGUUAAUAUUAUUAAGGAAAUGUACAAUUUGAUUGACACUUCGGAUAUAGUACAUAACAUGUGAGCGAGCGUUGACUUGAGAACGGAAAUUAUAACUUAAACAAAACGUGAUAUUAUAAAGUCUUUACUUCUUCGAACCGAUUGUGGGAACCAAACUAAACUUCACCACAAAGUGGUACCUUCGACCGGGAUUAUUUGGACUUAUAACUUGUGAAUUUAUCGGGAAUUUAUCGAGAGUUUAUCGGGGUUUGAGGAAGUAUUUUGACUACAAAAUCGAGCUAUGGUGACGAGACAACAAAGUCAGCGAAGAGAUCUUGAAGCCCAAGACGAACAGCAAUCGGGUUUAUCCAAGGAAACUGAGUCGAAACUGGUUAACUUACAGUCUUUACUACGGAAAUUAGCAUAUUUUAACCGAGCAACAGACGAGAUUUUGAGAGUGAAUUCGAAAGAGGCGAUAAUACGACAACAAACAACGCUAAAAACCAAGGUAAGCGAAGCGUAUGGUUUAAUUGAGCUUAUACAAUGCUUGAAAAUCGAUGCAGGCGAAUCUGACGAAACUAUUGGCGAGUGGACAAGCGAAAAUAAUGGCAGAUUACGUGAAUAUGAAGCGGCAAUCGAAGAGUUAAAUCGUAGGCUCUUAGACGAAGAGAAAACACAAAGGGAAAUUGAGCGCCAAGAGAAAAUUCGACAAGAAGUGGAAGCACGAGCUCUAAUAAGACAUGAGGAAGAACAGGCAGAAUUUGAAAAGCGUGCAAGGGAAGAAAAGUUUGCAUUAUCUUUGGAAGAAAACAAGUUGGAAAUUGCUUCUGCAAAACGGAUCAAAACAAAAUUACCUGAUUUACAAAUAUCAAAAUUUCAAGGAAGUCAUUUGGACUGGGUGCGGUUCUGGGGUUUAUUUGAGACCCAAAUUGAUAAAGCACCUAUGAAUGAUGAAGCAAAGUUUGCAUAUUUGAAAGAGCAUGUUGUAUCUAAAGUUAGGGUUACAAUCGAUAAAUUACCACUCAGCACCGAAGGGUAUGCAAAAGCGAAAAAGAUGUUAAAGGAACGGUAUGGUGAUACAAGUGAGGUGGUCAAUGCACACAUACAAGAAAUUAUUUCCCUACCUACCAUUAAUGGUACUUCAAAACAAAAGAUACAUAACUUUUAUGACAAUCUUGUCGGACACGUUCAAGCGCUUGAAACAUUCGGAAAACUAGGCGAUGUUGCGGGUAAUGUAAGGAUGACUUUGGAUAAGUUGGAAGGGAUUCGGGCUGACCUAACAAGAACCUCGCCAGAGUGGAAAAAGUGGACCUUCCAUGAGUUGGUUGAAGCAUUGCGACAAUGGAUUGAGCGAAACCCAAUACAACAAAGUGAGAAAGAUGCGAAGAAAGAUGGAUCACCAUGGAAAGACGGUAGGAAAGAUAGAUUAUUGUUAGCAAAGGAACAAUCUAGACAGUGUGUGUAUUGUGAAAGCAAAAGUCACAGAUCGGUAGAGUGCGAUAAAGUUGUGAGUGCAAGUGACCGAAAGAAAGUGUUAAGCAGCAAGCAUCUGUGUUUUAAUUGCACAGGCGAGAAGCAUAGAGCAAGUGAUUGUAGAAGUAGGAUCCAGUGUUAUAACUGCAAGCGAAGACACCAUACUUCUAUUUGUGAUAAACUAGAAGAUGGUCAAAAGCUGAUGUGCCAACCCAAUGGAAAUGAUGUUGUUUAUCCAGUUGUUGUAGUCGAGAUUGAAGGAGUUAAGUGUCGAGCACUUUUAGAUACUGGAUCUGGGAGCUCUUUCGCGUCAAGUACGUUAUUGAAUACAAUUGGAAAAAAGCCAGUGAGACAGGAAUUUAAAUCAAUUGAGAUGAUGUUCCAAACUACAACAAGGAAAAUUGAUGUGUACGAAGUCGAGAUUGCAGAUGUUGAGGGAAAAUUCAAGAUGCCAUGUGAGUUGAACCGGAUCGAGAAGGAUGUGCUAAUGACUUUGCCAAACCCCAGGUACAAGGAACUUAUUAAAUCUUAUGAACAUCUUCGAGGAGUCCAUAUGAAUGACGGAGACGAGAAAGCACUUCUACCUGUUCACCUUAUCUUAGGAGCCAGUGAUAUGUCCAGAGUCAAGACAUCAGAACCAGCCAGGGUUGGAGACGAUGGGAUGCCAGUUGCCGAGAAAACCGCGUUGGGAUGGACCAUCAUGUCACCGGGACGAGAGAUGAAUCAUUCCUUCCUGAUGUUCACCAAAAGCUCUCAAGAAGACUACAUGCAUCUUUGCAGCUUGGAUGUGCUAGGAUUAGAAGACCGUGCCGAAGGAGAUCAAGGAAGCGUUUAUCAGGAGUUUAAGGAACAGCUUACUAAGCGAGAAGACGGUCGAUACGAAACGUCAUUACCAUGGAAGGCUAAUCAUCCAGAGCUUCCGACCAAUUACCAUGUUGCUAAGCGGAGAUUUCAGUCAUUAUUCAACCGGCUUGAUAAACAACCAGAACUGCUAGAGACUUACCACAGUAUCAUAGAGAAUCAACUUGAGGAAGGAGUCAUUGAAGUCGCACCAGAGAAAGCAGAGAGAAGCCGAGAGCAUUAUAUCCCACACAAGCCUGUAGUACGAGAGCAUGCCGAGUCUACGAAAGUAAGAAUUGUUUACGAUGCUUCGGCAAAAGCUGAUGAAAAAUCACCUUCGUUGAAUGAUUGCUUGGACAUUGGUCCCCCACUCCAAAGGCGAAUCCUAGAUAUACUAUUACGCAGUCGAAUGAGACCAAUUCUCUUGGCUGGUGACAUAAAACAAGCAUUCCUACAAAUUGUGAUCAGGGAGAUCGAGCGAGAUGUAAUGAGAUUUUUAUGGAUAAAUGAUCUACAACGCAAAGAGAUGAUGGUCUAUCGCAUGACCAGAGCGAUGUUUGGGCUAGGCCCAAGUCCAUUUCUACUCGGAGGAACUUUGAAUGUUCACCUCGAGAAGUAUGUACAGCAAUAUCCACAGUGUGUUGAAGAAUUGUCCGAAGGAACUUAUGUUGAUGAUAUAAACAUUGGAGGUGACACAGUUGAAGAGACUAAAGUACUCAAAGAGCAGGCAAAAGAGAUUCUUAGUGAGGGAAGUUUUAUGUUGCACAAAUGGCAUUCUAAUGCGGUGGAGUUAGAGAGUGACAUCGUGGAAGACGGCGAAUCUACUUAUGCCAAAGAAACUUUAGGAACUAAACCAUCUGAUACUAAACUGCUGGGGUUGGGAUGGAACAAGAAGGAAGAUACUUUGUUUGUAUCACUACCGAAACAGAAUGUAGAAAUGACCAAACGAACAGUCCUUCAAACAAUGGCGAAACUGUAUGAUCCUCUGGGUAUAGCUGCUCCGUAUUUACUCACGGCGAAAGUAAUCUUCCGGGACGUUUGCGAUCGGAAACUUGGAUGGGACGUUGAGCUGCCCAAAGAUCUUAAAAGCCGAUGGGAGAGAUGGUUAGACAGUCUGCCAAGUGUGUUAACCUUCCCAAGAAGCAUUCCUCGAGAGAGAGCAUCAAUUACCGAGAUUCACAUUCAUGGGUUUGCCGAUGCCAGCAUUCUGGGAUGUUGUGCUGUUAUCUAUGUAGUGGCAAAGCAGGGUGA
Messenger RNA from Paramuricea clavata, 4382 nucleotides. The record is from the annotation of a GenBank genome assembly. NCBI's taxonomy places the organism in Eukaryota, Metazoa, Cnidaria, Anthozoa, Malacalcyonacea, Plexauridae.